Messenger RNA from Apis florea (little honeybee), 5435 nucleotides. RefSeq names its product no mechanoreceptor potential C (gene nompC). Gene Ontology annotation, cellular component: cation channel complex; plasma membrane. Gene Ontology annotation, molecular function: inositol 1,4,5 trisphosphate binding; protein binding; store-operated calcium channel activity. Gene Ontology annotation, biological process: regulation of cytosolic calcium ion concentration; calcium ion transmembrane transport. The record is from RefSeq and is a predicted model, not a curated record. Lineage: Eukaryota; Metazoa; Arthropoda; Insecta; Hymenoptera; Apidae.
CACCUCGUCUCCAAGAUUUUUUUGAAAAGUGAUAUAACAUAUCCUCCUCGAGCGAGGAAAGGAGAAACGGUUGUGGGGGCCGCCAUGAGGGAGGAUGAGCAGUAGCGGGGGCAAGAAGGCGUCUGGCGGGAAGGAGGAGAGGAGGAAUGCCUCGAGCAAGGAGGAGAGCCCGGUGGCGAAGGGGGACGAGGGGUCGGGCGGAGGAGCGAGCAGCACGGACGGGGCCCAGCCGGGGAGCAAGCCUGGAUCGGCGGGGGCGAGCAGCAGGGAGGCCGUGCAGAAGCUGGUCGGGCUGGCGGGGCGCGGGGAAUGGGCGCCGGUGGACCAGCUGCUCAAAUCUCUGGAGAAGGCGGCGCAGAGCGUCGGGGGGGAGGAUGGAGGGCCCCUUCUGCCCCUGGCCAGCGUCAUGGACCCGGCAACGGGGAUGACGCCGCUGAUGCACGCGGUGAAGGACAAUCGGAGGUUGCUCGACCGAAUGAUCGAGUUGGGGGCGGACGUAGGCGCCAGAAUAACGCAAGACAAUUACAAUGCUCUUCACAUCGCGGCCAUGUACUCGAGGGAGGACGUGGUUAAACUGCUCUUGUCAAAACGGAGCGUCGAUCCUCACGCGACCGGAGGGCCGAGGCAACAAACUGCCGUACACUUGGUCGCGUCCAGACAAACGGGUACCGCUACCUCCAUUUUGAGAGCAUUGCUGGCCGCCGCCGGGCGGGACAUCAGGCUGAAAGUCGAUGGGAAAGGAAAAAUACCGUUGCUGUUGGCGGUGGAAGCUGGGAACCAAUCGAUGUGCAGGGAAUUGUUGGCCCAGCAGGCGCCCGAUCAGCUACGCGCUACCACCACGACCGGCGAUUCGGCGCUCCAUCUCGCGGCCAGAAGACGAGACAUCGAUAUGGUGCGGAUAUUGGUGGAUUACGGGGGAACGGUGGACAUGCAAAACGGCGACGGACAGACAGCGUUGCACAUAGCGAGCGCGGAGGGCGAUGAGACUCUCGUCAAGUAUUUUUACGGCGUAAGAGCGUCGGCAUCCAUCACCGAUCAUCAAGAUCGCACACCCAUGCAUCUGGCGGCGGAGAACGGGCACGCUUCCAUCAUCGAGCUGCUUGCCGACAAAUUCAAGGCGAGCAUAUUCGAAAGAACGAAGGACGGCUCGACGUUGAUGCACAUAGCCUCGUUGAACGGGCACUCGGAAUGCGCGACGAUGCUGUUCAAGAAGGCUUACUUGCACAUGCCGAAUAAGCGCGGGGCCAGGUCGAUUCACACAGCCGCCAAGUACGGCCACGUCGGGAUCAUAAGCACUCUUCUGCAACGAGGGGAGAAGGUGGACGCGACCACCAACGACAAUUACACCGCGCUGCACAUAGCCGUGGAGAACGCGAAACCCGCUGUGGUGGAGACGUUGUUGGGUUACGGGGCUGAGGUUCACGUUCGAGGUGGAAAACUUCGAGAAACGCCUCUCCACAUAGCGGCGAGAGUGUCGGACGGUGACAGAUGCGCGCUCAUGUUGCUGAAAUCCGGCGCAGGGCCGAAUUUGACCACAGACGACGGUCAAACGCCCGUGCACGUGGCGGCCAGCCACGGGAACCUGGCCACUUUGUUGUUGCUUUUGGAGGACGGAGGGGAUCCUAUGUACAAGUCGAAGAACGGGGAAACGCCGUUGCAUCUGGCCUGCAGAGGGUGCAAGGCGGACGUGGUCCGGCACUUGAUCCGAUUCGUGAAGGAAAGGAGGGGCGCGGAAACAGCGACCUCCUACGUAAACAGUCUGACGAACGAAGGUGCGAGCGGCCUGCACUACGCGGCGCAGAUCGAGCCGUCCGAGGUCGGGACGCCCGGGGACGACAGAGCGGUUAUUCGCGCUCUCCUCGAAGGCGGGGCGGACGUUUCGUUGCAGACAAAACAGGCCCAGGAGUCGGCGUUCCAUCACUGCGCGUUGGCCGGGAACAACGAGAUCCUGUCCGAGAUGAUAAGCGGGAUGUCGGCGACCGAGGUGCAGAAGGCGUUGAACCGUCAAAGCGCGGUCGGGUGGACACCGUUGCUGAUCGCCGCUCACCGCGGCCACAUGGAGCUGGUCGCCACGCUGCUCGCCAACCACGCGAGAGUGGACGUGUUCGACCUCGAGGGGAGAUCCGCCCUUCACCUGGCAGCCGAGCACGGCUAUCUUCAAGUGUGCGACGCGUUGCUCGCGAACAAAGCGUUCAUAAACUCCAAGUCGAGGGUCGGGAGAACGGCGUUGCACCUGGCCGCGAUGAACGGCUACUCGCAUCUCGUCAAAUUUCUCGUCCAGGAUUACGGGGCCGCGAUAGACGUUCUCACGCUGAGGAAGCAGACCCCCCUCCACUUGGCGGCCGGGGCAGGCCAGUUGGAGGUGUGCAAGCUCCUGCUCGAGCUCGGUGCGAGCAUAGACGCGACCGACGACCAGGGCCAGAAACCGAUUCACGCGGCGGCGAUGAACAAUUACGCGGAGGUUGCCCAGCUGUUCCUUCAAAGGCAUCCGAGCCUGGUGAUGGCGUGCACCAAAGAUGGCAACACCUGCGCCCAUAUAGCGGCGAUGCAGGGCAGCGUGCGGGUGAUCGAGGAACUGAUGAAAUUCGACCGCCAGGGCGUCAUCUCGGCGAGGAACAAGUUGACCGAAGCGACACCUCUUCAGUUGGCGGCCGAGGGGGGACACGCCGAGGUGGUGAGGGCGCUGGUGAGGGCAGGCGCAUCCUGCGCAGACGAGAAUCGGGCAGGAUUCACCGCUGUUCACUUGGCCGCCCAACACGGGCACGGCCAGGUAUUGGAAGUGAUGAGAUCGUCUCAGUCCCUUCGUAUAUCCAGCAAGAAGCUCGGCGUUACCGCUCUGCACGUAGCCGCUUACUUUGGCCAGGCUGAUACCGUGCGAGAAUUGCUGACCCACGUGCCUGGAACGGUGAAAUCCGAUCCUCCGACCGGUGGCUCUCUGGUGGGAGAAUUGGGAAGCGAAUCUGGGAUGACGCCUCUGCACUUGGCCGCUUAUUCGGGAAACGAGAACGUCGUACGAUUGCUCUUGAACUCGGCCGGUGUGCAGGUGGAGGCGGCGACCACGGAAAACGGUUUUAAUCCAUUGCACUUGGCCUGUUUCGGCGGUCACAUCACGGUGGUCGGCCUUCUGUUGAGCAGAUCGGCCGAAUUGUUGCACAGCUCGGACCGUUACGGUAAAACCGGCCUUCACAUAGCGGCGACGCACGGCCACUAUCAAAUGGUGGAAGUGCUUCUCGGCCAGGGAGCGGAAAUAAACGCGACCGAUAAAAAUGGAUGGACGCCGUUGCAUUGCGCGGCGCGGGCCGGUUAUCUCGACGUUGUCAAAUUGCUGGUGGAGAGCGGGGCGUCGCCCAAGAGCGAGACCAAUCUCGGAAGCGCGCCGAUAUGGUUCGCCGCGUCGGAGGGCCACAACGACGUGCUCAAGUAUCUCAUGGAAAAGGAGCACGAUACUUACGCCUUGAUGGAGGAUAAAAGAUUCGUCUACAACAUGAUGGUGUGCAGUAAGAACAACAACAACAAACCGAUCGAGGAAUUCGUGCUUGUAUCCCCGGCGCCGGUGGACACGGCCGCCAAGCUUUCCAACAUCUACGUGAAAUUGUCGGAGAAGGAGAAGGAGAGGGCGAAAGACUUGAUAGCGGCGGGCAAGCAGUGCGAAACGAUGGCCACGGAAUUGCUCGCUUUAGCCGCUGGGGCCGACUCGGCUGGAAGGAUUCUCACCUCGAUGGAUCGCAGGAACGUGGAGUUUUUGGACGUGUUGAUCGAAAACGAGCAGAAGGAGGUGAUCGCGCACACGGUUGUGCAACGGUAUCUCCAAGAGUUGUGGCAGGGCAGUUUGAACUGGAACGCGUUCAGGACGAUCCUUCUGUUCGUCGCGUUCCUCGUCUGCCCCCCCGUCUGGGUGGUGUUCGCCCUCCCUCUCGGUCACAAAUACAACAACGUCCCGAUCAUAAAGUUCAUGUCUUACCUAACCUCCCACAUAUACCUGAUGGUGUUCCUUUUGCUGGUCGGCAUAAUCCCUAUAUACCCGGUGGUAAGGCCGAGCCUGUUACCCUAUUGGUACGAAUGGUGCCUGCUCGUCAUGCUGUCCGGGCUAUUGCUCUUCGAGCUGACCAACCCGAGCGACAAGAGUGGACUAGGCUGGAUCAAGCUUGCCGUGCUGCUGUUUGGAAUUUGCGGGGUCGCGUUCCAUCUAAUGUGUUUCGUGAUCGUUCACCGACCCUACUGGCCGACCCUGCUCUACCUAAGAAAUCAACUAUUCGCCCUGAGCUUUUUGCUCGCCUGUGUGCAGAUUCUCGAUUUCCUCUCGUUCCACCAUCUGUUCGGCCCGUGGGCAAUCAUCAUUGGUAACCUGAUGAAGGAUCUGGCGAGAUUUCUCGCCGUCCUGGCCAUCUUCGUGUUCGGUUUCUCCAUGCACUUUGUUGCAUUGAACCAAGCGUUUGGGAACCAGUCGGAUGGCGGAGGGCGGAUGGACGACAAAAAGAGAAAAGGCGUCUUCAGCGACGUAAAGAUGAAUCCUGUACUCGCCUUCGAAUAUCUGUUCUUCGCCGUCUUUGGUCAAACAACCCACGGCGAGCUAAAGGUCGAGACUAAUCAGCCGCAGUGGACCUCGGUCCUGUUCAAGUUGGCCUUUGGUGUAUACAUGUUGGUCUCAGUAGUCGUAUUAAUUAAUCUACUGAUUGCCAUGAUGAGUGACACCUACCAGCGGAUACAGGCCCAAUCGGAUAUUGAAUGGAAAUACGGGCUCAGUAAACUGAUCCGAAACAUGCACAGAACGACCACCGCUCCGUCGCCCCUUAACUUGCUCACUACUUGGAUCGUGUACUUCAUCAAGGUGUGCAAACAACACGCCGCGAAACGAAAACGUCCCUCGUUAGUGCAUAUGAUGGGACUUCAGCGAGCUGCCCGUCUCUCGCCUAGAUCGAAGAUGGGCGCGAAAUGGUUGGCGAAAGUGAAGAAAGGUCAAGUUAGACCAAAGGAUAGUGUAACUUUAUCCGUUGUACAUUUGAGUCCUCUUGGUAGUCAAUUAUCCUUCAAUAGCGCUACCAGAAUAGAGAAUGUGGUUGACUGGGACUCGAUCCGUAAAAAAUAUUUAGCUUUGGCCGGAAAUGAGCCUGAAAAAGAAGCAGACAAGGAUGCUAAAAACGAAGAUGAGGAGAACGAGGAUGAAAACGCACCUAUGGUUUCCAACUCUUCCACGGUACCAACGACUACAACGCCACCUGUUUGAAAGAAGUUGCUCCUUCGCCUCGGAAAAACAUAAAAAAGUUCGACCAAUUAUUACCAAAUUUUAUAGAUUUCAUCGAGUGCGAUGAUGCAUAAAUAUUCUCAUCGCGUUGAAAAUAGUGGUGAAAAUAGUUUUUAUGCGGAAAUAUUUAUUUUAGAUAACAUUUCGUAAUUAGAUUCGUAACAUUUGAAGGUUAACUUUUUAUUCGCGAGAU